AUGUACUUCAUGACCUUCUUCAAGUUUUGGGUGUUGUACAGGAAAAGGAGCGUUCGCAAACUGUCACGGGACGGCGAUCGAACAUUGAACGUCCACGGGUGUCAGCUGCGGGACGGGGCGACUGCGACUGCGCCACAGCGUUUCCCUGCACGUCAUCGCAGCUUCAAGCUGGCGCCAUACUUCCACCAUCAUGCACAUGUCACUGGUUUCUGUGACCACGAUUCUCGAUACCAACAUCACACGACCCUACUCCUGCGGCAUUACUUGAAAUUGCACCUCCGACUAUCGAUAAUUUCAUUUGCGCCUGAAACUAUCCCAUACCCGAGAACAGAUUUCGCCGAAACCUUCCAAUAUGUCAGCGGCCCAAGCACCGAGCUGAGCCGCCGCCGUCGUAUGAGGCCGCCACAGCUUCAUCAUCGUCGUCGGCCCCCGAACCUGGCAUCAGCCGGGUUUCUACAGAUGGCCCUGGCCAUCGCAGGGAGCGAAAUGGGAUCCCUCCCGAUCGCCGACGCUCUAUGGAAGACGAGAUGCGCGAGCUUCCUAGGGGUUGGGUGCGUUGCAUUCGACCCCCAAGAGGGCCACCAGUUCUUCGUCGACACCACAGCCGAUCCGCCGCGUAGUACAUGGGUGCAUCCAUUCGACGACGAACAGUAUCUCAGCACGCUGAGUCCCGAGGAGCGCAAGAAACACAGCAGGAUGCAUAGGACAAUGACGCUGGAGGAUCUCGCCGCAGAAGACUCGGACCAAGAUGAACUGCUUCCACGACCGGCGACCAAGGCCGCCGCCGGUGCUGACCAACCGAAAGGCCUGAGCAAGUUCUCGCGCAAGCUCAAGGACAAGAUCACGGGUCAGACACACGAACAGCGCGAACAAAGCCGGGCUCAUCGCGCAGAGCAGGAGCGUCAGGCUUACAUGGCUCACCUCCGCGCUCGAGAGGCGCUCAUGAAGGCGAUCCAGACUGGACAACCUCAGUUCCUCUGCAAGGACCAACAGGGCCGCGACGUAUACAUCGAGCCUCCUAGGGGAGCAUUCGCGCCUCGAGGUGCGUAUGGAUACAAUCCGUAUGCGCAGGGCCCAUACUCCAACCCGAACGUGAGGAUAGUCAGGCCCGCUGGACCCUACGGUCGCCCGAUGGGUUAUGGCUACGGCGGCGGUGCCGGAUUGCCCAUUGCUGCUGGAUUCCUCGGCGGAGCGAUGCUGGGAACCGCUCUAUUCUAAAAAAGUGACGACGAAACCAAGUUACGGUCGAACGAAUGGAUCUCCAUACCACAGCUCCAGCAGCUGACUCUCGUAGACUUGAGAUCCCUUAGCCAUCCAUGAUCCAAUAAAACAAAUCCGUACAAUCC
Parastagonospora nodorum SN15 is the source of this 1346-nucleotide messenger RNA. RefSeq lists its product as hypothetical. NCBI's taxonomy places the organism in Eukaryota, Fungi, Ascomycota, Dothideomycetes, Pleosporales, Phaeosphaeriaceae. The record is from RefSeq and is a predicted model, not a curated record. The transcript has a single exon. The coding region runs from base 1 to 1218 and encodes 405 amino acids.